AUGGCGAUUGAUGAUGAGAAUGCGACUGCUACUAACGAGAAUGUCACUGACACUACUGUCACAGCUGAGACCAUAUCGCGUGCAUCGUCGGAUGAUGAGUUCGAGGAAGGAGUUACAAUUGCAGUGACUCAUCCUCUAUAUCUGGCACCUGGAGAUACCAGCGGCAUCUCUCUAAUUUCAUUUCAGUUAACUGGAACUGAUAAUUACUCCUUGUGGUAUAGAUCUAUGCGAAUUGCAUUGUUAGGUCGUAAUAAGCUGGGAAUUGUUGAUGGACGAUGGCCAAAGGAAAGGUUUCGCGAGAAGUACUGGUACCAGUGGGAAAGGUGUAACGCUAUUGUACUCUCAUGGUUGAUGAAUUCAGUGGCUCCAUCACUAAUUAGUGGUAUAGCCUAUGCCACUAAUGCACAAAAUGUGUGGCUAGAUCUUCAGGAGAGAUUUGAUAAGGUAAACGACACUCGAUGUUACAAUUUACACAAGGAAACCGCCACUCUGUGUCAAGGUACAUCAUCUAUCUCUGUAUACUACUCAAAACUUAAGGAUCUCUGGGAUGAAUCUGAGUCUAUAAUACUUACACCUGACUGUGAUUGUGCAAAAACAAGGGAGUUUAUUGUGCAUCUUCGAAAACAAAAGGUAUAUCAGUUUUUGAUGGGCUUGAAUGACUCCUAUUCACAAGCUCGUAGUCAAAGCCUCAUGAAAAAGCCCUUACCUACAGUGAACCAAGCUUAUGCCAUGCUUAUGAGUGAUGAAAGUCAACGAACUGUAGCUGCAUCAGCUAGUGUUUUAGGUCCUCCUCCUAUUAUGAACCCUAAUACCUAUGAAUCAACAGCACUAUAUAGUGCUAAGUCUAAUUCUAACUCAAGGUUUAGAAAGAACUACAAUGUUCAGUGUGACUUCUGCAAAAUGAAAGGUCAUAGUAAGGAGAAUUGUUACAAAAUCAUAGGAUAUCCAACUGAUUAUAGGCCUAAGAAUAAAGGGGGAGCUAGUGCACACAAUGUCAUGGUAGAACCUAGUUACUCUAUGCCUCUAUAUGCUGAAAAUGCUUCUCAGGGCAAUCCAUUGCAGUCUCUGCCUGCAAACUACAGUCAUUAUCAGGGUAUGAGUCAGGGUGGUGGAACCUAUCAGGGACAAGGAAGUGCUAGUGCUCAAGUUCAGGGUGGCUCUUCUACACCACUGGCCAGUAAUGUUACAAAUUCCCAGGCUUCAUCUCAAGGAGGUGCUUUCCCAUUCACUAAAGAACAAUAUGAGCAAAUUAUGCAGAUUCUGAACAGCAAUCACAAUGGCACUUCAUCUUCCACUUCUCAGGCAAAUGUAGCAGGUACUGACCUUGCUCUCUUGGCUUCAUCACCUAGCUUGCAGGAAUGGAUCAUUGAUACUGGAGCCACAAACCACAUGGUUUCAGAUAUUAAUAUGCUAACUAAAACCUCCCUCUCUACCUCUAGUGAGCCCAGACAGGUGCUACUACCUAAUGGAGAUGUUACUCAAGUCACACAUAUUGGAGACAGUCACAUUUCUAACAACAAUGUCAUUAAAGAAGUUUUCUAUGUGCCUGUUCAAAUUCAAUCUGUUGAUCUCUUCAGUGGCAGGGUGAGGGAGAUUGGUAGGGAGAGAGAUGGUCUCUAUUUUCUACAGAGGCAUGGUUCCAAGAGACUCACUGCCAUUUCACUAGCUGCAGCAGGAAUAAAAACACACAGGAGGAAUUCUACUAUAGCUCUUGACUUGUGGCACGGAAGAUUAGGUCAUGUGUCUAGUACAGUUCUUAAUAAACUGUUUCCUACCAAAUUAGCAACUAUUACUGAUAUCAUCAAUAAAUGUACUGUGUGUCCAUGUGCUAAGCAGACCAGACUGCCCUUUCCUAUUAGUUGUAUUAAAAGUAGUGCUGCAUUUGAUCUCAUUCAUGUUGAUGUUUGGGGUCCUUACAAACAUGCAACAGUUGAUGGUCCAUAUAGAUCACUUUUCUAA
Molecule: messenger RNA, 1959 nt
Organism: Nicotiana attenuata
Lineage: Eukaryota; Viridiplantae; Streptophyta; Magnoliopsida; Solanales; Solanaceae
Exons: 2
Coding region: 1-1959 (652 amino acids)
Source: RefSeq, a predicted model, not a curated record